Molecule: messenger RNA, 1633 nt
Organism: Hemibagrus wyckioides
Lineage: Eukaryota; Metazoa; Chordata; Actinopteri; Siluriformes; Bagridae
Gene: lmo4la
Product: LIM domain only 4a
Exons: 5
Coding region: 351-863 (170 amino acids)
Source: RefSeq, a predicted model, not a curated record
CUCUUGUUGUAAUUUAAGCGCAAAUUGAUGAGGGGAAAACUCGCGGCUCGUUCCGUCUCUGCCGUAGGUGUGAACCGACGUGACAGCCUUGCGCUGGUCCUGAAACGUCACGUGUACCGGGCUGUUCAUCAGCAGUUUGUGUGUAUACAAGCAGAGAUUGUGAUGACUUUGCCAGGGGCAGUAGAACAGAGCACAGCGCCGAAGCGGGACAACUGAUGUGAAGUUACUUUUUCUCUCUCGUACAAUUCGGAUUAUCGAUCGCUGUGAUUUUCUACGACGCAUAAAAAAAAAACUGAUCCGAUUCUCUUUACGUCAUUUUGGUGCCUCCAUCGGAAAAUAAAAGUCCCGUGAUGGUGAAUAGCCGUGUGGAGUCGUCAGCUGUGGCUGUAACAGGUGGAGGAGGAGGUGGAGGUGGAGCAGGCCGAUCUUGUGCCGGCUGUGGUGGCCGCAUCUCUGACCGCUUCCUGCUCUUCUCCAUGGAGCGCUAUUGGCACACGCGCUGCCUGAAGUGCUCAUGCUGCCAGGCACAGCUGGGUGAGAUCGGCACCACCUGCUAUAGCAAAGGGGGCAUGAUUCUCUGCAGGAACGACUACAUCAGGUUGUUUGGACACAGUGGGGCUUGCAGUGCAUGUGGUCAGUCGAUUCCAGCCAGUGAGAUGGUGAUGAGGGCACAGGGCAACGUAUAUCACCUGAAGUGUUUCACGUGUGCUACAUGUCGGAACCGCCUGGUGCCCGGGGACAGAUUCCACUAUGUCAAUGGCACCAUCUUUUGUGAGCAUGACCGGCCUGGAGGAGGCAUGCUCAGCAGUCACCUGGCCCCACUACAGAGCAGUACGCUCCUGCCUGAUCAGAAGGUAUGCUAAAGGGACAAGGACUUAACACAACGCAGCACAGCGUGCCUUCUGUUUUGUCCUUCUUUUACUCUUCAUCUUUUCUCCCUCUUCUUCAUCUUUACCUUGCUUCAGAGGCGCUGAUAUCCCUUCAUUCUGCGGAUGAAAAGACCUUUAACGGACUCUUAAAAGCUUUGCUUGAAAACAGUUCAUGUUUUCAGGCUUGGAGAGCUUCCUCCUUCAUGUUCAGGGUAAGAUGACUGAGCAGAGAAGAUUAAAGUUACUGUUAAUGUUGGCUGUGGGAUGGCAUGAACUGAACCCUGCUGAUAAAGCCCUAAACACAGAGGAUGAGGAAAGGAGGCCUAUGUUUCCAAUUCUGUUUUUAAGACUUUUCGAUGACACCAUGGAUGUUACGUGAAACUUUCCUGACAGUGGAGUGCGGUGAAUGCUGUUACUGCUAAUGGAUAAUGCUGAUUGUUCUUCCUUCAAACAGAGAGACAAGACUUUUUGUGGUUUAUACGCUGUAAAAAAACACGAAUUGCGUAACUUAUGAUUGUGUGAGUUUUGUACUGCUGGUGUUUGCCUGUUUCACGUCAUUGCCAGGAGUUCAUGUUUCUGUGGGCCUGAUAUACUGAUGUCCUGGUUAGGAAACACAAGGAGAAUAGAAUACAAAUGUAUAUAUUCUUGUCUUUUACCGUUGUAUUGUGUGCUCAGCAGCUGAAUUUUGUGUUUCUGAGCAAAAGUGCAUUUAAAAUGAUGAUAUAUCUGUAAAGAUAAAAAAAAGUACUUAUUAAAUAACUAUA